Ixodes scapularis (black-legged tick) is the source of this 1198-nucleotide messenger RNA. Its product is annotated as serine/arginine-rich splicing factor 3. Gene Ontology annotation, cellular component: nuclear speck. Gene Ontology annotation, biological process: mRNA splicing, via spliceosome. The record is from RefSeq and is a predicted model, not a curated record. Gene Ontology annotation, molecular function: RNA binding. NCBI's taxonomy places the organism in Eukaryota, Metazoa, Arthropoda, Arachnida, Ixodida, Ixodidae.
CGUGCCGCGCCUCUUGCGUUCAUCCGGGCGUUCCAACUCGAGCAAGUACCGACCGAGCUGAGGAACAGCUGAACGUAGAAUUCGUUCUAGUGGUAAAAUUACUGCCUAACCACGGUCGGACAAACAAUGGAGUGGAGUCUCGACUGCAAGGUCUAUGUGGGCAACCUGGGCAGUGGGGCGGCCAAACACGAGAUCGAGGCUGCCUUCACCAAGUUCGGGCCCCUGCGCAAUGUCUGGGUGGCCCGCAAUCCGCCCGGUUUUGCUUUCGUCGAGUUUGAGGACUCGCGCGAUGCUGAAGAUGCCUGCCGCGCCCUAGAUGGCAGCCGCCUUUGUGGGACGAGGGUGCGGGUGGAAAUGUCCCACGGCCGGUCACGUAGGGGUGGUGCCAGCAGACGGCCAGCCCCAGCACCCCCACGUUACGGUGGGUAUGGAGCCAAGCGGUCAAGGGCAUGUCAUCUCAUCUCUAACUCAGCCCCACGAGGGACUAAAGUGACCCAACCAACCACCACCUUUCUCAUCCAACAACAACCACAACACUCCUAUCUCGCUGCGCGGGAAGUGUUUGCCGCCGACGCGGCUGACCGACCCCCGUCCCCCCGAAAACGACGCCGCGGGGACCGAAGGCGCAAAUGCGACCGCCGCACGAGGGGCGCAAAAAGAGGGGCGCACCACGCCAGCUGCGGCGGCUGCUGCCCGUCCAACCAACUCCCCACAACCAACAACUCGCUUCUACCGGGGGUUGCCAGCCAACGCAAACGGCGGCAGACGCCGUCCUUCCCUUCUCGUGCCCCCUCCGCUCUCCGCGACUCGCCUAGCUCGCCAGUCGGCGUAUCAGCUCAGCCGUCGGCACAGGUCUCGCUCUCCGCGAAGACGCUACUCGAGAAGUCGUAGCCGCAGCCGCUCCCGCAGCCUGCGCCGAUCCACGGGAAGCCGAUCCCUCUCGCGUGAGAGACGCUAACAGGGCGGCAGAGCACCACCCAAGCCGCACUCCUGGCGACUCCAGAAGACCGUCAGCAGACACAGCAGAGCAAAGCACUCUGUCUUUCCCCCCCAUCUUGUUUGUGUGUGAUUCCAUUUUCAUUUUGCAGAAAAGAAGCAAAAGUUGUGCGGCGCCGAGACUGAAACGUACCACCGCAUGCUAUGUUGACCCGUGCCGUGCGAUUGGAACGCUAAAUAAAGGCUACUUGCAAUUCGUCCA